UUAAAACAGCGGAGGUCCGCCUCCAUUAUCCAAAAUCUUUUCACUUCCACUUCUCUAAUUAUUUACAACUACAAAAUCUCUUCACUUUCCUAUAUAACCCUGAUUUAACCAAUAAAUAAUUCGACAUAUCAGUUCAUUCAACGCGGCAGAAAAUCAGAAUCGUACUUCGAUAAUUAGGCGCCCACUUUUACAAUAACCAGACUCCGCCGACCUGAAAAUACAUGUCAUUCAGAGGAAGAGGCGGCGGCCGCGGCCGUGCAGGGCCGCCCAGAGCCAAGCAAAUGCCUUUCGAUAUUUUUUCGGAAAUUCCGAUAGGCGUUGUGAAGUAUUCUGUGGAAGAAGUUAAGAAGUAUUCUCAGUUUGUGUCCUGGUCGCAGAAUCUGCAGACCUUCUUCGAGACAUCUCCUUACCAUUACCAAGAUAGAAGGCUAACCCUACCGAAAAUGCAAAAAGUAGACAUAGAGAGGUACUCGGAUAAGAAAUUGCAGGCAACAACUGUUAAGCAACCACUCCAUCACUUAAUAAUGAUGGACAGAGAUCAUAUGCCUGGAGAACUGGUCAGAGGUGGACCGCACACUGUCAAGAGAGUCAAGUGGGACAAUGAAAUAGACUUGAGCAAACUUGAUCAGUUUGAGAAGCUUGAGGAAAAGAAUAAGGAUGCAGAAGAAAACGAAGAGGAGGAAGUAGAAGAGGAGGGAAAUGAAGAAGAUGGAGAAAUAAGUGAUGAUGGUGAUUAUGGGCAGAAUCAAGAUUUUGAUGACGAUGAAGAUGAUUAUAACAUGGCUAAGGAGAAUGAUGAGGAUAUAUAUUGAGGGGAAUGGAUAGGUGACGAAAUUGUUCAACAACUUGGCUACAUGUGGUAGAUUUUUCCCAUAGCAACAUAAGCUCUAAUUUAGACGGUGUUAUAGAAUAUGUAGUCUUUUGUUCUAAUGAUAAACUAUUUACAUAUCUUUUUCAAUACUAACAUAUAGGGUUAAUAGCUAAAUAAAAUCCACAAACUAUGGUUAA
Molecule: messenger RNA, 1008 nt
Organism: Salvia splendens (bonfire salvia)
Lineage: Eukaryota; Viridiplantae; Streptophyta; Magnoliopsida; Lamiales; Lamiaceae
Product: DNA-directed RNA polymerase III subunit RPC7-like
Exons: 9
Coding region: 222-812 (196 amino acids)
Biological process (GO): transcription by RNA polymerase III
Cellular component (GO): RNA polymerase III complex
Source: RefSeq, a predicted model, not a curated record